Messenger RNA from Pristis pectinata (smalltooth sawfish), 3524 nucleotides. RefSeq names its product tumor necrosis factor receptor superfamily member 6-like. Gene Ontology annotation, cellular component: external side of plasma membrane; membrane raft; CD95 death-inducing signaling complex. Lineage: Eukaryota; Metazoa; Chordata; Chondrichthyes; Rhinopristiformes; Pristidae. The record is from RefSeq and is a predicted model, not a curated record. The coding region runs from base 251 to 1441 and encodes 396 amino acids. Gene Ontology annotation, molecular function: tumor necrosis factor receptor activity; protein binding. The transcript is spliced from 11 exons. Gene Ontology annotation, biological process: motor neuron apoptotic process; immune response; negative regulation of apoptotic process.
CCAACUUUAAAUCGAUGCUACAGGGUAUCUCACUCAUAGCGAGAAACCCCUGGGACCUUGGUAGAAGGCAUCCCAAAGGAAAGGCACUACGAAAAAAAAACAGCACUCCCUCCGCCUGAGCGCGGAAGCAACAGUUCUACUUCUGCGUCUUGAUCUUUCAAGCUGAACUUCAACCGAAACCCACCUCCUGUGACACAGAAGCCUCGUUGGGAGUGGUGAAGGAGCAAAAGUAUGUCCCAGGGUGUAGUAAAUGUUCUGCAGUGGUGAGGGAAGGGCAGGACUUCUGUGUGUUCGCUGUCGGGCCUUUCUGGGGAGAUUUCCAGAGUGUUGGAUGCAAUCGUUUGUUUCACUUUCGUGUUACGGUACUUUUGCCUUGGACGUCCAGGGACUUCACGCAGAUCGACGGAGGAACAUGAAGCCCCUCCAUCUGGCAGUGCUGCUGCUCGUUCUGCAGAAUAUAAAAGGUGUCUACCUAUCGACCUCAAUGGAAAGUCAUGUUACUCAAAAUGAGUCAUCAAUUACCAGCACCUUCAGUUCAUCACAGUUAGGCUUCAGGCGAUUGAAAAGGCAGAGUAACUGUGAACCUGAACAGUAUAUGUCAGACGAUUCAACACAGUGUUGCUCUAAGUGUCCGCCAGGUACUCGUUUGAGGGAAUCCUGCACCAAAACUUCAAAUUCCAGCUGUGUUGAUUGUGGAAACGAGGAAUAUACAGAUGUUAAUAAUAGUUUGCAUUACUGUCUCCGAUGUUCUCGAUGCCAGGAAGGAAAUGGUCAAGAAGUAGAAGCCAAGUGUAAUAAAACCCAUAAUACAAAAUGCCAUUGCAUGAAGAACUUUUUCUGUAAGACUCCUGGAAAAUGUAACAUGUGUCUUCCUUGUAAAGAAUGUAACGCUGAAAUUGAGGAGACUGUACACAGUUGUACGGAAACCAAUAACACAGUCUGCAAGGCAAAAGAAAAGGACCAACGGCUAGUUGCUUUGGUGGUAUUAAUACCAAUAGCAAUGUUCGUGGCUGGAAUUCUAUACUGCAAAAAGGAAUCCCUCCCAUGCAAUAGAAAGCCAAAAAGCAACGGCAUUAAGGAGUGGGUGCCAUUCAUUGACAGCUCCCAGCCUAAACCAGAGGAACCAGUUGUACCAGACAUUAAGCUCUCAGAGGAGACCCUGCAGUUGAUUGUGGAAGAGAUUGUACCAAAAACCUACCACCAGCUUGGGAUACAUUUGGGGCUGACUGAACCUAAGCUGCAAGAGCUUGAAGCUAAUUACCAUGAUGAUGUAAAUCGGCAAGGAUAUUAUAUCCUGUAUUACUGGCUCCAGGGUUAUGGGAAGAAAGGAGCCUUCCCUAAGCUGAUAGAUGUACUUAGAAAGGCAGGAUUUGUUUGUGCAGCUGAAAAUAUUAUAAAGAAAUUGAACUAUGCGGAAGAAAAUACAACUGAAAUUAUCUAACUGGAUGUGAGUGAAACUGGCCAAGCAACUGAACUUGUGUAUAUGCCUUUGAUACUUUCUUUGUGGUGUGGUUCUCACAAAACACUUGCAUUGUUUGGAGAUUUCAGGGUGUUAUUACUUACAAGUUAUGAACAUCCGUCUUUCAUAACCCUGAAUUCAACAAAAGCUAAUCAGGUACUAUAAGGCAAAGUCAAAUAUAAAAGAAAUCAGAAUUCCAGCAAAGAUUAACUAAAACUUUAAAGAGACAAUUUAAGGAAUCAGUUGUCUGGAAUUAAAAUGUUUAACUAGAAGUCUCUCUGUGUUAUGGUACCUGUGGUGCAAUUUGUCAUCUCACCCACUGGAAACGCGGGAGAAGUAGUAUUUUUGUGAUCUUCAUCUAAUCUUGGAUCAAUGCAGGAAUGUGUGAUAUAGAGAACUUCUCUCGUUUUAAGCUUGUGUUAAAAAAUGAGAUAGAUUUGAUACCACCCACCUCUACAUUACCAGGCUCUGGUAUAUUGGGCAAAUAUGCACUGAUGUAAGAAUUUUUCCAGUUUUAGUGUGAAUUUACCUUUUAUAAUUGAAAUGUAUGUACUGUAUAUAUAAUGCCUUGUAUUAAUUGAUUCCUGGACUCUAUAUUGGCUAGACACAGUGUUAAGAAAAGUCAAUUAAAACUGGACGUUAGGGAGUUCAGAGGGUUGCUGGUUGCAUCUUAAAUCCAGAAUUGCUUAACUAGGGAGCCAGAUAUUUAACCUUUUAUGUAGGUAAAGUAUGGCAGGUUCUCUAGGGCCAUUAUGAUGCAUUGUGGCUGAUUAGAUUCAAUGAUGUCAUAAGGAAAAGCCUGCAAACUCCCUCUUUAAUGUUUUCCCCUCAACUUAAAUGUAAUUAACAUUUAGUGAUUUAAUUCUCUGAAACUGUGCCAAAAGAAAAGCACUGAUAUAGCCAAACUGAUCCUCUUAGCACUUUGUUUAAUGAGAUGUCUUUUUCCAACUUUUUGGAAUGUCUAUAUUAUUUGCAUUUUGUUUACGUGAUAAACUUUGGAUGAAUUUGAGUCCACUGGUAUGAGUUUUGAACACAUUUUGAAAUAUGAAGGUCUUUCAAUAUUACUAACAACUUAAAGGUUAUGGAAAAAUGCUUGCAUCUUUAUACUGGUGAGAACUUUUCCAUCGUGUUCAAUGAAACACAAACUAUGUUCAGAGAAUAUGUAUGCACAAGAGUUAUAUUGAUGUCACUGACUGAUGUUAAUCUUGUGCUAUCUGUCCAGCAGUAAAGAAGGAAGUGCAUCUGGCUAAGUGUUCAGUAAUAUAGUGUUCAUUAACUCAAUGUAAUGAUUAGCAAUACUGAACUAUUCAGAAUGUGUGUAUUGAGUGAGAGGUCUUUAGUGAUUUAGCAGAACAGGGAGAGAGAACAAAUGGGGCCCACUAUGCUGCCCUUGUAGCGGUUGCUACCGCGGAAUAAAACAAGACUCUACUCGGAGGAUUGCCAAACAGAACUGGUUUAUUUUCCCACCUUGCGCGGGCCCUUUAAGGGAGAAUGUUCCCGCCCAAAACAACCGGUAAUGACGUAAGUCCUACGUCAUCAGGACUCUCCCGCGCGCGGGUUCUCCCCGUCGCUCGGAAAGACGAGGCCCGCCGCCAUCUUGGGCCUCGUCGCUCCGACACCGCGCGACCCGACUGCCGAGCCGGUUCGCCCGACUAGACGGUGAGUCGCCACACCCUCCCCUUUUUUCAUGUUUCAAUAUGGGUAGCAGACUUUAUGAGUUUCUUGUACUUUGUUCAAUAUCUUUUUUGGAUUUUAGUCAAGUACUGUUCAAAAGUGAUAACCUAGCCUAAUACCUGUUAAAUGUUGUCAAAAAAUAAACCAUAGAAUGCUGGAAAUGUUGUGAAUAAUUAUAAUUAAUCAACUGUAGAGGGAUGUAAUUUCGGAGGAAUUGACAGUGUAAUGAUUCUUUGAAAACCCUUAUGCAUUGAACUGCACUGAAGUCUGCUAAUAGGGUUAUUUGCGCAUUAUAGAGAACGUGAACAAAAAGAUUUGAAAAUACCUCAAUAUGAUUCUCUAUUUACUCCCUAUUGAUGUAUUAAUGCAUUAAAAUUAUGUUCUGCUUGUC